AUGUCCCAUGUUAGUCAGAUGCUACACAAAGCAUUUCACCAUCUCUUAGUAGGAACAAUCUCCACAUAUACUAACAAGGAGGAGUUCGACGAGGCGGAGAUGUCAUGUAUCCUGGCUCCCAAGGCGACGGCCGACGCGGCUUCCAAGCCAGCUGGCGAGGAGGUGGUACCUUGGUCGACCCCGGCCCGUUUGGCUCGCCGGCGGCCAGGCCGCUCUUUCCCUCCGGCGGGGGCAUCUCCUCCGUCAAGUGGCCGCUUCGUUCCGCUCGAAGAUCUGGACGUGGAGGAUGAGUGCUCGGUGGCGGAGGAGGUGGCGUGGGCUGGCCUUCAAGAUGAACCCGAGGUGCUGCCGAUCGACAAGGAUCUGGAUCGGGCGGCGCUCCUGGAGGACUUUUGGGACAAGAUCGGCUUCCCCGUGGCUUCGGCCAGGACUUGGGAGAGGCGCGCAUCACCGUUGGCGGUGGCGGUGCCGAGGGCACGCUCGUCGUCUCCUCCGCGCUUGGAACCUGCGAAGUUUCGUCGAGCUAUCUCUAGCUCGCCGCCGGGGAUGCGGAUUCCACGGCAGUCGGUGCGUCUGAAGGGCUGGAGAGGUCCGUUGCCCCCCAAGAGGUUCACGCCGCCGGCGGUCUUUGGUGAUUUCCUCGACGCAGCCGUCAAGGGAGCGCGACGGACGAUCGGCAACGCGUCCCCGCCGGCGAGCGACGCGGUGAUUCCGCCUCGCCACGCCACCGCCGCCUCGCAUCCAUCUUCGCCGCCGCCCCUACCUCCUGACCGACGCCCGAGAUCCUCGCCGUCGUCUGCUUCUCUCGAGCGCGCUCCACUUUGCCGAUCUUUUGUCGACGUGGUGUCUAAGGGCGCCGCUGGUCCCAUGGCCGGGCCGCCCCGUUCCGUGCCUCCGGGGAUAGCGCCUGCACCUCCGGUGCCGGCUCGCCCGCAGGUGGCGGCUUCUGCGUCGGCCGGCGGAGGGUAUCAAGGUCCUCCGGGGUUCCAAGGAUGGCCGCAGGGGGCCCUCAUGCCACCAGCCCCUGCUGCGCAGCCUCGGCCCCAGGUGGGUUUUCGCCCGCCGCAGCCGCGUAUACCGACUACUCCGUUCAUGCCUCAACAACAGCCGCCGUAUCCACCGCAACAACAGUACCCUCAGUACCCGCCGCAGCAACAGUAUGCACAGUUUCAGGGACAGUUUUUUCCCUCUACUAAUCCCACGCAGCAGCCGGUGGUGUCUCAGAUACCACAACAGGUUAACCCGCCGGCGCAGCCUGGACAGCAGAAGAAGAGGAGGAAGAAGAAACCUGUCGCUGCGGUGGGGACAGCGGGAGGUGGCAACGGUGUGCCGUCGGCCAUGCUGCAGGGUUUCAUGCAGGACCCUCAACCGGCGGGUGUUCCUACGCCCGUGAUGGAGGCGGUUCCUGCACCUCUGCCGAUGCCGAUAGCUUCACCAGCUGUCACUGCACCUGUGGCGGCUGCACCAGUGGUGAAACCGAAGAAGGCGGGUCGUUGUUGGAAGUGCGCGGUCAACACGCAUGCUUCUAAAGACUGUAAGGUUCCACAUUACUACUUAGUUUGUGACUCUGGGGCGCACCCGACUAUUCGUUGCCCUGUGCUGAAGACCCCGAGACCCAUGAGUUUUUUUGUGGGUUGCGGUAAUGAUGCUACGCUCGAUCUCCAGGUUCCUGACUCAGUUUAUAAGCCACAGAUGUUAUCCAUCGGAGCACCUACAGCUUUGGUACAGGUGUUAGGGGAGGGGACUGUUGCAGCGACAGAUAUUCAGAAUCUCAUGGCUCGCAUGUGUCCGGGGAACCCCACUUGA
Molecule: messenger RNA, 1806 nt
Organism: Lolium perenne
Lineage: Eukaryota; Viridiplantae; Streptophyta; Magnoliopsida; Poales; Poaceae
Source: RefSeq, a predicted model, not a curated record